Molecule: messenger RNA, 858 nt
Organism: Cephus cinctus (wheat stem sawfly)
Lineage: Eukaryota; Metazoa; Arthropoda; Insecta; Hymenoptera; Cephidae
Product: histone H2A.Z-specific chaperone CHZ1
Exons: 3
Coding region: 32-811 (259 amino acids)
Source: RefSeq, a predicted model, not a curated record
GGAUGACAUCAUUGGACGCUUUGUAAUACCAAUGUCCUAUGCCAUUCGUACGUUAGUUUUGAAACUGUCUGUAUUACUACCCCUGCUAGUGGUAGUAUAUUCAGGUGUAUCCAGUACAGAGAGCAUUGGGAAUUUGACAAAAAAAGAAAUUAAAAACACAGCCAAUGUUACGCUUGUAUCCAGUGUGCUACAGGACGCUGCAAAAAAUACCUCGUUACCCAGAAAGGAUGCAGUAGCAAUUGUGGAAGCGCCAGUGGAUGGCAGGCAAGAGCUCGAGAAGGAAGGCGCAACAAAAAUGGAAAAAAAACGCGAGAGUCAAGUCGUACGUUCAAAAGAAAAGGUCAAAUCGAAAUUACGAGAGACGAAUAAGAGAAAAACAGACUCUUUGGAGAUUUUGGAUGACAUAAACGAACGGAACGUAGAAAAUAUCAAAGACGACAAUGAAGACGAGGAUAAUUCCUACGAUCAAGAUAACGAGGACGUAGAUGAUAAUUGUAACGACAAAGGGCAUAUUUUCAAAAGCGGUAUGAGAAAUAAAAAGGAAGACGCCAAAAAUGAACCCUCGCAUUAUUCCGAAGAGGGUCAAAGAUCGGACGACGACGACGAAGAAGAAUUCCAGCGCAAAUUCAAACGUGGUGGGAGACACGGUAGACAGGGACCUAAAAUCUGGGACCAAUGGGGUAAAUGGUCCAGUUGCAGUGUCACUUGUGGUAUGGGAAAGUUGACGCGAUGGCGCCACUGUAUCGCUGGUAGUUGUUCAAUUGGCGAAAAAGAAGCGCAAUUAAAAACCUGCACGUUCGCUUCGUGUUGAAUGGGUGUAUUAAUUUUAUUCCUUUCAGUGGCACAGUUAGAUCUGUA